AAUAGCAACAACAAUGUUUUUAAUUUUAAUAUUGUUUAUAAUAACAGCUGUGUUAAAGCUUAUACCAGCCCAAGUUGUUCCGGAUUAUCCCAACAACUAUAAUUACAACAGUUACAUAACCUAUAGACCGCCAUUAAAUUUAAGUCCUACAUUUUCCGAUUUAAAUGUUCAAACUCAUACAACACCCUCACCAUAUGCUUAUGGCAAUCCCUAUGGUUCAAAUUCAUAUAAUCAAGUGGAUUAUAAGAAAAUACGUAUUUGGCCUUUUAUCAUAGAUCAAUAUGCUACUUAUCCUUAUAAUACUUAUUUUAAUAACCAUUAUAAUUAUGAUCCUUAUAAUACACUCUCAAAUCCCUAUAAUAUCAGACCAACUUUACAGACAUAUAACACUAAUUGGAAUCAACAGAGUUUGGGGAAAAAGUAGGUGUUUUAAGGGACAUUAAAAAAAAAAAAAUGGCGUGAUGUUUAAUAUUUGAAAUGUUAUGAAAUUAUUUAUUUAUAAUGUUUACUUUUAGCUAUUGUUUUAGUUGUUAAGUGUGUGUGUAUUAAAUUUAUUU
This is a messenger RNA of Lucilia cuprina (Australian sheep blowfly), 557 nucleotides long. RefSeq lists its product as uncharacterized. The record is from RefSeq and is a predicted model, not a curated record. The coding region runs from base 14 to 424 and encodes 136 amino acids. NCBI's taxonomy places the organism in Eukaryota, Metazoa, Arthropoda, Insecta, Diptera, Calliphoridae. The transcript has 2 exons.